CUGCGCGGAGCGUGAUUGGUUGGUGGCUUCGCCCAAUCGGCGGAGGGCUGUCGGAUUCAAAUCCAGAGCGUUGGGCCUGCGGUCGUUGGCCUCAUUCGAGUCGUUGCGUCGGCCCUAGGCGGACGUAGAGCCCCUUGCGCCCGGUUUCCUGAUCCCGCUUACUCCUCUGCGCGCCGGCAGGAUGGCCCACAAGCAGAUCUACUACUCAGACAAGUACUUCGAUGAGCACUACGAGUACCGGCAUGUCAUGUUACCCAGAGAACUCUCUAAACAAGUACCCAAAACUCAUCUGAUGUCCGAAGAGGAGUGGAGGAGACUUGGUGUCCAACAGAGUCUAGGAUGGGUUCAUUACAUGAUUCAUGAGCCAGAACCGCAUAUUCUUCUCUUUAGACGACCUCUUCCAAAAGAACAACAAAAAUGAAGUGCAGCUGGGAUCAUCUAAUCUUUUUCAAAUUUAAUGUAUAUGUGUAUAUAAGGUAGUAUUCAGUGAAUACUUGAAAAGUGUACAAACCUUUCAUCCAUACCUGUGCAUGCGCUGUAUUCUUCACAGCAACAGAGCUCAGUCAAAUGCAACUGCAAGUAGGGUUGUUUUAAGUUGUUCAAGAUAGUUUCUUGUAGUUUUUUCUUAAUAUAAAUGCCUGUUUUAUUUUACCUGUUUUGUUAAAUAAAGUUUGUAUAUUGCAUUUAUAUCACC
Molecule: messenger RNA, 694 nt
Organism: Mus musculus (house mouse)
Lineage: Eukaryota; Metazoa; Chordata; Mammalia; Rodentia; Muridae
Gene: Cks2
Product: CDC28 protein kinase regulatory subunit 2
Exons: 3
Coding region: 182-421 (79 amino acids)
Biological process (GO): mitotic cell cycle phase transition
Molecular function (GO): cyclin-dependent protein serine/threonine kinase regulator activity
Source: RefSeq, marked validated